Hemiscyllium ocellatum (epaulette shark) is the source of this 12371-nucleotide messenger RNA. RefSeq names its product junctophilin 2 (gene jph2). Gene Ontology annotation, cellular component: junctional membrane complex; sarcoplasmic reticulum; plasma membrane. The record is from RefSeq and is a predicted model, not a curated record. The coding region runs from base 407 to 2734 and encodes 775 amino acids. The transcript is spliced from 6 exons. NCBI's taxonomy places the organism in Eukaryota, Metazoa, Chordata, Chondrichthyes, Orectolobiformes, Hemiscylliidae.
CCUGAGCUCUGAUACUGAGGGAGGAGGGACAGUCCCUGAGCUCCGAUAUUAAUGGGUGGGGGGACAGUCCCUGAGCUCUGAUACUGAGGGAGGAGGGACAGUCCCUGAGCUCUGAUCCGGGUGGGGAGGGGGGGUGACCUGCUGCUGGGAUCACCCUGUGCCACCCCCUUCUCCACCCAUUCCCCCCCCAGCCCUCCCUCAUCCUCCAUCACGGGUACCUCCCUCCUUCCAUCCUGCUCCAUUUAAAUUCACAUCAACCCCCCUCCCCUCUCCUCUCCACCCCACAUUACAGUACACCCCCCCCCCCCCAACACCACCGGGCGCCUUUUAAAUUAUAUUUUUUUUAGUAUUUUUUUCUCCCUGUGAUCCCCCCCGGGGGGCGGCACCCCACCCCCCCGUUUCAUGCAUGAGCGGAGGACGCUUUGACUUCGACGAUGGCGGGGCGUACUGCGGAGGCUGGGAGGGCGGCAAGGCUCACGGCCACGGCAUCUGCACCGGACCCAAGGGCCAGGGCGAGUACGCGGGCUCCUGGAACUACGGCUUCGAGGUGGUCGGCGUCUACACCUGGCCCAGCGGCAACACCUACCAGGGUUACUGGUCCCAGGGCAAGAGGCACGGCCUGGGCUCGGAGACCAAGGGCCGCUGGGUCUACAAGGGCGAGUGGACCCACGGCUUCAAGGGCAGGUACGGGCUCCGGCAGAGCCAGGCCAGCGGCGCCAGGUAUGAGGGCACCUGGAAUAACGGCCUCCAGGACGGUUACGGCACCGAGAAAUACGCGGAUGGAGGUACAUACCAAGGCCAAUUUACUGGGGGAAUGCGACAUGGCUAUGGAGUGCGCCAAAGUGUUCCCUAUGGUAUGGCCACCAUGAUCCGCUCGCCAUUGAGGACCUCGCUCACCUCCCUUCGUAGUGAGCACAGUAAUGGAGCUGUGCUGCAACUCGAGCCACCAGCUGACUCUCUGACUUUGGCCACCCCCUCUGCUGCUGCCUCAGCCUCUUCCUCUGCCUCCACCAUCGGACCGAGCCGUGGAGGGUUCGCCCUGAGCCUCCAGAGUGCUGGUGAUGCUGAGCAAAAGCCUAAGAAGAAGGGUCUGUUCCGGCGGAGCUCACUGCUUGGCAAGCUGAGGAAGAGCGAGUCCAAGAGCUCCCUGUCCAGUCAGAGGAGCAAAAUCAGCUUUCUCAGGAGUGAUGCCGGACUCAGCUCAGCUGCCAGUGAUGCCAACUCGACUGUCAGCCUGGGCGAAGGUGGUGAUGACUUCCCACCUGUCGAAUCCGACAUUGAUGCCACCACGACUGAGAGCUACAUGGGCGAGUGGAAGAAUGACAAACGCUCGGGAUAUGGGGUCAGUGAGAGGUCAAGUGGCCUCAAGUAUGAGGGUGAGUGGCAUGACAACCUAAGGCAUGGCUAUGGCUGCACCACCUUCCCAGAUGGCAACAAGGAAGAGGGCAAGUACAAGAACAAUGUGCUGGUCAAGGGCAAGAAGAAGCACCUGAUACCACUGAGGACCAACAAGCUGAGAGAGAAGGUGGAAAGAAGCAUGGAGGGGGCGCAAAGGGCAGCAGCUAUUGCUCGGCAGAAAUCAGAGAUUGCCUUGUCCAGAUCUUCACAUGCAAAAACUAAGGCUGAAGCAGCGGACCAGGCUUCACAGGCUGCAGUUAAUGAAUCCAGUAUUGCAAGGGCAAUCGCCAAGGAGCUAUCUCCAACUUUUUACCAGCCAGGUCCUGAAUAUCAGAAAAGACGAUUGCUUCAAGAACUAAUAGAAAAUGGAGGUAACGUAGAAAAUACAGACCAGGAGCCUCCAUCAAUAGAAGAGCCUCCACCUACCCCUCCAGAGAGUCCUGGACUCCAUGAAAAAGCCGCAACUCCACUUGAAUCAUCCCCUGCUGGCACUCCUUCUCCAAGUCCUUUGGAGACACCACCAGAGGUUAGAAAAAUUAGAGGAUCAAAUCCUAAGAUGGAAAACUCCAGCCACUUGAGUCCCGGCUACUGGAAUGGUGAGCAAAAUAAAAGUAACCGGUCAACUAGUCAUCCUGCAACACCUUCUGGUUCACUGACCUUGCACGCUGAGAACAGGUCAUCUGCCAAUGACCGAAAUCCUCUCAGGACCUCCAGUCUCCAGAACAACAGAAGAACCCCAACUAAACUGGAGGAGCAACUACAAAACAACUAUGAUUUGGACAUAAAGCCUCUGGAAAGAAUUGAAAGCAAGCCGAGCACAAAUCAAAAGAUCAAAGCAAGAGAACCCAUCCCACCACAUCAGCUGCAAGAUGCUAAAUUCCAUGACAGCUACCACAGUUACGCUGUGCGGACACAAGUGGGACCUCCACCUUUAGAUUUAGUGGAUGAUGAAACGCCUGUAAAAUUAUUGCCAGUCAAGCAAGAAGCACACCCAGCAAAACCUUUAACACCAGAGCCAAAAGCAGAGAUCAAAGCAAAAAAGCCAGAACCAGAACCAAAGCCAGUGCCUCAAGUGCAAGAAACCGUACCACUUCCUAAACAGGAAAAACACUCACAACCCCGACCAGAAUCCAGACCUCAGUCCAAGCCUGAACCCAAGCCUGGGCUUAAAUCUGUGUCAAAACCAGUACCUAAACUCAUAACACAACCUGACACAGCAGGGAAAGAGGUAGCAGACGUGGCACCAUUUGAUCAGGGACCUAAUACCAUUAUGAUUGCCAUGGUCAUUCUGUUGAACAUUGGCCUAGCUGUCUUGUUUGUUCAUUUCCUAACAUAACUUGUUUGUAAGAAGCUCUUGUGGUACUUUUUCUGAUGAGAAUAAGGAAGACGACUUUUGGAAAGUUAAACAUCCUGCAAGACCUGACACAGAAAGACACUGCAGAGUCUGAUUUCACUGCCCCCCUUUUGAAGAAUUCCCUGAUCUGUUUUCUGUCACCAGUUUGUGCCCUACAAUUUUGGAAAUGAGAUACAUUGGAAGAUCUACAACUGACCUGAAUUUAUUUGUAGAAACUAACAACUGCCUUACCUUAUGUCUGUGUUUAUAUAAUACAGUACUAGCUGCCAAGGAUUGUGCUUGAAAGUUUGGAUUAUUCUAUUGUAUAAAGAGAGGAGAGGAGAGGAAAAGAUUCUUGAAAAGAAAAGGUUGACUUAGUUAAGGGAGAUCUUGCUCACAUAUUUUUGUAGGUUUGAUGACAUUUUUGGUUAAUCUAGGUACAAUGAAAAAGAUUAAUAUGAACAUGACUGUAUGUACUUAACUCUUAAGUCUAAAAGAUUUAGGGCUAUAUUUUCCUCUGUUCAUUAUUCACCGUGAAAAAUGUAAAGUGGUGUUCCCCAUUUUAUGUGCACUCUUUCCCCACUGAAAAUAACAGAGGACAUUACUUCCUUAGAGAUUGCCUUUGGAAGAAGAGAUUGUGGAUGCUUUGCACUGCAUUCAUAGGGCCUUUUAUAUGUCAUGAAGGGAAAUAUUGGUCUUAUCGCGAAUUUUUAACACAUUGUUCUCUUUCUCUCUGCAUUACAGUCCUAAUCAGAUGAGUAAGAGAAUUAUGAUUCAUGUUUGUUGCAUGUUUGUCAAUGAGCUAUUUUUCAUAAUAUUUUAAAAUUAAUUAUGCCAACUACCAUACUUAAGUCAGUAUUUAUUUUUGAGCAAUGCUGUCAUAAGCUAAAUGAAAAGGGAAUGCACAAAUCUGCUUUUAACAUCGUGACGCUUUCAGAAAUAAAUUUAUUAAAAAUACAAGGAAGACCAACACUACUUUGCAACAAAUUUAAUACUGCUUUACAUUUUGAAUGCCAUAUUACAUUUUAAAAAAACACGUAAUUGCAGUUAGUCACCAUAUAUUUUUGACGAAAAUCGUUGGCACAUUGAAGCUGUACAACUACAAGAUACAAAUCACAGGCCUUGUUUCUCUUUCAGAUUUUUUUUUAAAAUGCCUAACAGUAUUUCUGUCACUGCAUUCAAAGUACAUUCUUGAGCCUAGACCAGCCAUGUCACAAAGUACUUGCUACUUGAUUGCUUUCAGGGUAUUACGCUUUCCAUUUUUGUGCUGAAGUACAAAAUCUUUUGAGCUUUUUUUUCCUGCUUUUCUCUGCAUGUGUGCACUUUGUAGAAUGAUAGCAUAGGUGAUUUUAAAUUUUGUUUUACAUAUGACAAGGUAUUUAUGCUUUUGUGUGGAUAUACAUUCAGGACUGUUUUACCUUGUAAGAUUUAUAUGAAAAAAGAUAAAAGUACCUCAGAGAUGCAUGCUUCUGCAAAAUUUUGAUUGAAAUGCUUAUUUAGUAUUUUCAGGUCUUGUUACAAUGUGAAUAAUUACACCAGCCACACUGAACACUUCCAGAUAUUUAAUCAAUUUCUAUAAAUAUGUUUUGGUAAAUAUUACCUUGUUGGGUGUUACCACCAGAAGGAUUUUGUGGGAAAUGGUCCAGUAAAGAAAUGUGUAUUUAUAACCUGAAACACACGAUAUUUUAAAAAAUCCUCCAUAAUUUGAAUAUCCAAAACAUCAUAUCGUAUUCUGAGUUUUUUUUUACACUGCCUCGUGAUGAGACAAUGAAAGUGAAAUGAAUCAAAAUUAAUGUAAUUUGACAGUUAUUACAUUAAACAGUUUUGACAUUGUAAACUGAGGGAAGUUUAGUUCAGACACAUAUUAUCAGAAGCAUGAGGAUUAGUGCCUUAAAUUACAGCUGUUUCUUAAUACACAUAAAAUACUUCAAAUUGUAAUUUUUUAAAAAUCUCAUUGAUGUUUUGAGUUUCAAAACUCCAUAUUAGAUGAUGGGAAUCACCAUAGUCUGACUAAGGAUCCAUAGAUACAGGAAGUCACAUGAUUAACCUUAAGAACUUCCUGGAAAAUGCACUAACUUUUAAAGGUUAUAAACCAGAGUGAACCUAGCAUAUUCCAAAGCUCCAAAAUAAUAGUACUUCCUAUAAUAUUUAAUUUCUCAAUUUGAAAUAGUAGAACUGAUUUAAAUUUUGACAAUAUUGUUAAAAAUGUGUAGUUGCAGAUUAGUCACCCACUAUGAAAUUUUCCCAAUUAUCGUUGCUUUUGACUCCAGGUAAAGAGCACAACUGGCUACAAGCCUGUGACCACCUAUUUUCUACUAUCACUGAAAGGUGAGAUCACUUGGGUGUUUGUUUAAUUUGAUGAUUUUAAUCGUGCUGGGACUGAUUAUAACUAGCUGAGAUUGGCAUUUAUGACAAAGUAAUACCUUUAGAUGGAUUUGGGAAAUUUUCUUGUUUUCUGGCAGUAUUACACUGCAGUUUUAAAAGGGUCUUCUUGCCCAAUACCCAAGAACCUGCCAAUUUCAAAUGAUAGACCUCUUUAUUAUGCAAAUUAGAGUAUUAUGACCAAGUUAGGCCUUUGAUUUCAAUUUCAAGGGUGACAUGGUGGGAGAAUUCAUUGCAGCUCAAUCAUGUUUUUUUGCCUUUCAGCAGCUUAAACAGAGAUCUGUAAAUGGAUUCAUUCCAGAAGCUGCAAGGAAACUUUUUCCAAGUUAAAUUUGUGCAAAGCCCAUAGGUCCAGAAAGAAAUUACAAAUCAGCGAUGGUGUGAAUUUACCUCCCUCACUUUAUCUACAUCUCCCUGUAAGUUCCAGCAAAAUGUGCACUGAGUCUUCAGCUUCCCUUUGUUAUACAUCUAGAGCCAGAUUUUUGCAGCUGUGGGGACUGUAGGGACUUAAAAAUACCAGUGGGAUCCACAUAUGAAAGUCCUGCCAUGCCUCCCCAUUUCCAACCGAUGCCAUUACGGCAGUGUUCUCUUGGAGUCAGGAUUUGACUCAAGCAUGAGCAACAGUGCUAUGUUCAAACUGAUCCCAUUUUCAUGGCCACAAAGGCACUAUCCCACUGUGUGAGACUUACAAUCCUUAUAAAGUAUGUAGCAUUGUCAUGUUAAAUGGCCAACCUUUUACAAAUUGAAACUGCAGACUCAUGAAAUAUGAAGCAAAAACAGAAGUUGUUGGAAAUUCAGCAAAUCUGGCUGCAUCUGUGGGGAGAGAACAGAGUUGAUGUUUCAAGUCCAGUGAUGUUUCUAUUCUGAACCAGUUCGGAUGAAGGGCCGAAUGGUUAAGAAAAAAAACUGGUUUAAAAUCAAAGAACAGGAGCAAGCCUUUCAAACAAUCUGAAUGAUCCUGAAGAGUCACUGAACUUGAAACAUUAACUCUAUUUCUCUCUCCCCAGAUGUUGCCAGACCUGAGGGGUUUCUCUAGCACUUCCUAUUUUGUUGAGGCAAAAAAGAUGUCAGCCAGUGUUUGGGAGUUAAAGAAAAUCUGCUUGAGCAAUGUGAAUUGUUGUUUUUAGAGUAUUAUUAAUGAUAGGUGGUAAAAAGCAGCCAACCAUGAUCAUAAUUUGGGAGGGGGUUUAAGUUCAUAGUUUAAUUGACAGCUCAAUUCAAAUAGGUUAUUUAAGAUUCUGUCUUUGUGCAAUUAUGAAUAUAAGUACUUAAUUCUUUUGUAGAGAGGAUUAAGUACUUGAGAAGUUUCAAAUGUAUUGAUGGGAUUUGAAUGGACUUUUUACACACUGAAAUCUGCAAUAAAUUUUCUAGAACGUGUUUAAUUUGAACAUGAACUUCUGUGUUGGAUGCUCGAUGAGCUGGCGUGGAGGAUGUAAAGGCAAAGGCCAGCAGAUCAGGGGCAUGGGUUGGCAUUGGUGCUUUUAGAGACUAUGGGUGGUUCAUGAGGUGGCAUUGUGCCAUAAGAGCUCUUGAAAGUCGGUGAGUAGAGACUGAGGGAGUAUUAUGAGUGGGAGGAAGAUGCUGUGCAUGGCAAUGGGAAUUGGGUCAGAACUGUUAAGGUUAGAAGGCCUAAUGAAUUAAAAUAAACUGGGACAAAACUCCAGAGAAUAGAAACAAGCCUUUCAAAGAGUCUCUAUAGUGGCACUCCUAUAGCCCAUGUGGUCACUUCCAAUCUGCCCAACUCCACUCCAGGAUUUCCAUUACCCUAAUUUUUCCCACUCCCUGCUGUCCUGCCCCCCCCCCCCCCACACACACAUGCGUACAUACCCUGUCGAGGCAUAUGCUUUCAGGAUAUAGUGAGUUGAGCUGGAAAUUUCCCAAAUCGAAUUAUUGGUAUCAGGCAAAAUGCAUCUCAGGUUUCCCACAAGCAGGUGAGGAGAGGCCACUGUUCAGUCACUGUUCUUCACAAUGCAACUGGCUGGAGUGUUUAAAAAUUACUCCUUUAUUUCCUUGUAAGGAAGCAUUUUUGGAAUCGUACAUGAUGUACUUCAAUUUUGAAUGCCAUCAGUUUUUUUUUUAAAAAGCAAACAAUCUACUGGCCUUGAUUUCUGCAUUCCCAUUAAAAGUUACCCUGAUAAUUGUCACUGAAUGUCAAGUGCCUAGACAUCCUGCCAAUUGCUAUGAUCAGUAUAAGUAAUGCAGACAGCAGUUUUGCAAUUGAACAUUGAAGUUUCAGAAUAUGGAAUCUAAUUUUAACAUACUUUUCUUUACAUGUGUAAUUGAAUGGCACUUUUUCGGUCGAGGUGAUUGGAACAGGAACUUCUGAUAAGUAAAUAUUACCCUUUAAUCUAAGCAUUAUGCAGAAAUCAAGAAUAGAUUGGCUAAUAAAAAACAAAUAAAACAGGUUAAGAAUUAAACUGAUUCUAAAACAGCUUUGCUGAAUAUUUCAAAGAAGAUAUAUUUUUUAUUUUGUGGGAUCCACAAUGAAUUACAAUAAUGCAAUUGUGAUUGAACACACAAAAUAUUUUAACAAGCUGCAAAUCAUUAUUUCAGUUUGAUCUGGUAAAGAAAUAACAAUAAUGAAACAUUUUUGCUGUGGGGGUGUCUAACACAUACUGUCAUUAGCUAGGCCUGCCCUUGCGUGAAAAGUUUCCAAAAUACUUGUGCAUCAAGUGCUAAAUGUGUGAGCUGAUAAUGGGGCAGGGAGAGAAACAAAGAAACUGGGGCAUGAGUGAACAGGGCAAGAAACUACAUACUGGCUUUACCAGAUUGGAUUGAAGGAUUGGGAUCUAAACAUUACAAGAACUGAGAAGUGAGUGUAUGUUGAAAUCAAUGCCAAAUAAUUUCCGGGAAGAGAAAUAAUCAGAGUGGGAAAGAAGGUUCGGAUAAAAAGUGAGGAAGAAAAGAAUUUUACUUAUUACAAUUACUAAAAACUAUUAAAGCCUGAAGUGGUGAGUGUCAUUUCCAGAGAGGGUAAUUAGCAUUAAUACUUCCACUUUGUUAAAGGGAUACUUAAAUUGCAAAUGACAAGACAACUUCUGGUGGCAAGUUCAAUUCCUAACAACUGUGCAAACACCUGAACUUCACAUUGGUCAAUAUAUCAUCAGUAUGGAGAUUGACAGUGACAUGCCAUUUUGUGAAUCAUUGACAGAGCUGAAUAUCUUGGAUAUCAUUUAUUGGAUCACUGCAUUAAAUAGCCAGAGCAUUUUCAUCUGACAUUGCUGUGCCACGUAUGGAUGAAUAAUGGUGAAGGUUAUUCCCAUUUAAUUUGCCCAUAAGUUAUGGCCUGUUGAACAUUUUGUUAUAAUCUAGGUAGAGACCAGUAACUUAUUUACACAAAAAUGAAAUUCAAAAUCCCAUUAAUAUAUCCAAAGAAGAAAGGCAUUAAAUUGCACAAUUUUAAACUUUUUAAAAAAUUUAUAGAGGAGUGAAACAAAGCAAAUGCUAAAUACUGUUUUGACUAACUGUUUUGGUUAUCUCCAUUGCCAUAGGAGUUCCCCCUGUGUAGUGACUUAAUCCCAACCACCUUCAGCUACUUCAUCCAUGACCUUCCCUUCAUCAUUACAUCAGAAAUGGAGUAGUUCACUGAUUGCACAGCAUUAGCCACCAUUCACAACUCCCUGGUACUAAUGACUCUGUGUCCAAUUGUAGCAAGACUAGAGCAACUGUCAGACAUGAGCUGAUAGAUAGCAAGUAACUUUCUGAUCACACAAAUACCAGACAAUGACCAUCUUCAACCAAUGAGAAUCUUGUCAUUUACACUUUUCAUUCAAUUCAAUCUGACACUAUCGACAUCUGAGGGUUACCGUUGGUCAGAAUACAAACUGCACUUGCCAUAUAAAUUCAUGGCUAUAAGAGCAGGUUAAAGGCUGAAAGUUCUGAAGCAAAUAACUCCUCUCCUGAUUUUCCCAAAGCCUCUCCAAUUUUCUGCAAGGUACAGAUCAGGAGUAUGAUUGAAGACUCUGCACUUCCUUAGAAGAGUAGAUCUCAAAAACUAAAAAAGCUUGACACCAUAUAGGACAAAGCAGCGGCCUUGAUUGACAAUUGAUUCACAACCUUCAACAUUCAUACUCUCUGUCACUGAUGCUCAGUGACAGCGGUUUGUGCCAUCUACACAAGAUACACUGUACCAACUUAGUAAGCUUCCUUUGACAGCAUCUUCCAAAACUGUGACCUCUAGAAGGGUAAGGGUAGCAGAAGCAUGGCAAUACUAACACCCAGGGAAAGUUCCCCUCCAAAUCAUACACCUUCUCGAAUGUUAUUACAUUGUUUUUUUUUCACUCUCAUUAGGUCAAAAUACUUCUUAACAGCACUGUGAGUAUAAACAUCACAAGGACUACAGGGUCUGCAAGAAAGCAUCUCACCCCUGUCUUUCAGAGGGAAUAAGGGAUAAGUAAUAAAUGAUGGCAUAUCCAGCAAUGCCCAAAUCCUGUGAACUAAAAAAAACACAUAAUCAACAUGCGUUAUCAUGAAUUAACAGGCAAAUUGCUGUUGGAUUGUAAUCUGUAAAUUACACAUUAAGUGGUAAUUAUAAUUAAGGCCAAGAUUAGAGUGGUGCUGGAAAAGCACAGCAGGUCAGGAUGCUGCCUGACCUGCCGUGCUUUUCCAGCACCACUCUAAUCUUGACUGUAAUCUCCAGCAUCUGCAGUACCUACCUCUGACUAAUUAUAAUUAAGGUACAUCUAACAAAUUGGUUUAGCAGUCUUGCACACAGAUCAGAUCAAACAGAUGAAAAAAGUUGAAAACUCUUUCUUCCUUACAACGAAUUUCAUCUCCUUCUCGGACUUCUCACCCCAGCCAAAGGUAGCAGAUCUCCAACUCAAAGAAACAACAGAAAUAAAUAAUCUCUUUGCUUAUACUUAGCUUCUCAGCCUAACCUGUUUUAUUCAUGUUGCCUUUACUGAACACUGAACUCACCAAUGCAACUACUGAACUUGAUAACUUUGCAUUAUGUGAACCAGUUUCAUUCAGUUCAGUUUUGGUUUCAGUUUUUGUUUCCUUAAGAAUUGUGAAUUUUCUUGCCUUGUUCCCCAAAUGAGACCUAUCUUUAAAAAAAAAUGAUAGUUUGAAAUUGAGAUUCCAUCAAAACAGACAAGCCCAUGCUUUUUAUUUGGCAUUAUUUUAGGACCAGUGGUAAUCAGACCCAUGGUAACUGAUUAGAAAAUCUAGGCCAAAAUCUUUCUUUAAGAUGAGAUUUCAGUUUUGCUUAUAAAACAACAAAGACAUGCAUUCAAGAUAAACUUGUUCCAAUUAUGUUUAUACAACUGAUCAGACCUUUGCAAGAAAAUCUGACUUCUGUCAACCCUAUUGGAUUUUGAUACAAAGCAUGAAACUAAAGAGUAUUUUGUAUUUUGGUGUAAUAAGAUACUUUGGACUUUGAAUGUAAUAUAUAAGAUAAUCUUUGAUCCUGCUGUAGUAGAUCUGCUCCAAUGAUUUUUGUCACUUAAAAAUGCCUAGUACUGAGUGUAAAAUGAGAAUUUUAAGUGUAAAUUAGCUAAUUAAUUCAAUUAACUAAAUGGUUCCAUGUAAUUUCUUACUGCUUAUUGAUUAUCAAUAGACAAAUAAAUUAGUGAUACUGAGAAUAUCCAUGCAUAUUUUAUGCAGUUUUCAAACUCAAACAUCCAUUAACUUACUGUGUAGUAUUCUUCUCAGCAGAAUAUGCUGUAUUAAAUGUUACCUUAUUUAUUUAUGUUAGAAUACAUUCACCAUGUAGAAAUUUUAAUGCUUUCAUAUGACUGUAGACAAUUAAAUUUUGUUCUCUUUUUUUCUGUUACUGUUGCAAGAUAUGAAACAAAAAUAUUUUAGGUCUAUGUUCCACUUAUGCACGACCUUUUCAUGAAUGUUAUUCAUGUUUUAAAUCUUUUUCUGCCUUUGGACAGAAUUUAAUCACCUAUACAGAAACCUUGAAGUAUAGAAACAAGGAGAUAUUGCAGUUAAAUAGGAUGUAACAGUGUUAUAUGUGUUUAUUUUUCUUGGCAUAUAAAAAUCUGAGGAGCCAAAAACCAGUUUGUACUUUGCUACAGAAAACAGCAAUAUAUGUUUUGUAUUUUUAACUGGCUGAAAACAGCAGUGACAUAAAACACUCUGAAGUACAGCCUGUCGCCACUUUUGGAUACUGACAUGGAUUUAAACUUAAUAUAAACAAUGUUUAAUCUAUGUUUAUUUAUUAUAUUGCAUGUCUCGCUCAGGCUGCCUGAAUUUUAAGUUUCAUUAUUUCUGCAAAAGACUAAAAUAAUCAAUUAUAUAAGUAAGCUACUGUAAUUUCUGUGGUUACUUAAAUAAGUGUUAAUUUCUUGUAAAUAAUUUUAUUGGUAUGAAAUAUUCUUCUGAUUAGAGCAACAAUAAAGUCUUUAACAAAAUAACCAACAAGGUAGAAAUGAUUUGAUAUCUAAACCUGAGAAGUGACCUUAUCAGUUAAUAGGUUGAAUUCAAUAAAGUAAGCCUUAUUGGCAUUAGGUCUGGAAAACCGGAGUUUAGUUUUCUGUUGGCUUAAUGGAAACUUGAAGCAGCAUUAAGUUUACACGAUGUCAUUGACAUAGAGGCAGCCUGUUAUUAGUUCAGACUUAGGUCAGAUUUAAUUGGAUGUUAUUUGUUCAUCAUUACUACACUGGGGGCAAUAGAUGUUUUGAAAGAAAGUCAACAAACCAACGUAUGUAAAUUUUAGAAGGUCCACAUUGCAUCCUUCCGAACUUUUGAUGUGACAGAACAAUUUCAAAUUCCUUUAUUAAAUUUUAGUGCAUUGUACAUUUCAGGGUUAGAUAGAGUUAGCCUUGCCUGUGAUAUCGCAGGAUGUUGGUAUUGACUCAUGCAUAAUGAAAGGUCUGAGACUAAUCAAUGAGAAUGCUGCACAGAUAGAAAAAGGAUAAAUUAUGCCAAAACUGAAACUUUGUCUCAAAAUUUCCCCUACAAAUAGGUAAGGUUGCUGAAUAGCAUUGGGCUUUUAUAUUCAUGUUAACUUCAUACCCAAAUACUGUAUUAAUUUUGCUUAUAGUGUGUGUAUAUGUGUGCGUGAAACACAAAUUGAAGUCAGAGAGCUGAAUGAGUCUCAGUUCAAUUAUGUUGCAUCAGUAUGCCUUUCAAAUGAAAAAAAUACAUCUGAUUGAGGCUCCACAGACUAACAAGAUGGCAUGAGCACUAUAUAAACACUGUACAAAACUAAUCCUGCUGGUUUACUUUAUGAUGAUAUUAAUGUGUUUUCUUGUUCGAACGAACAUUUUCCCUUCACUGUUGCUUUUAAAUAAACAUACUUUUCAUUCGU